AUUAUUAUUAUUAUUAGGUUUGCGCUCCUUUUUGAGAGGGAUUUAAAACAAGGUAAGAGGAGGUGAAUUUGUAGUUUUUUCUUCUUUAUCGAUUAGGUGUUUAUGGACGGUUGCUGGAGAAGUUUGGAGGUGAAAUGUGUCUUUUCAGCUUGUUUCGUAGCUUUUUUUUCACCCACUUCGGAUUUGUCUUGUGGAAGAAUGGAUCUUUUGUUUUUAUUUGGGUUUUGGAAAUUCAGAUUUCUGCUAAAUGGUGCUUUUGAUUCCUUGUUUUUUAUUGUUUUUUAUUUAUUUUUGCAUUUACACGUUUAUUUCUGACACGUCAUUAUCCCCUGCAAUUUUUUGAAAGAUUUAUGACCUUUUAGAUGUCAAAUUUCAGGCUUUAUUUGGAUCUUUUUUUCUGUGGAUUUUGGUGGAGUUGGUUGCUAAGUUGUCCUUAACUUGUGCGCAUUUGACUUUUUUUUCGGGAGCUUUUGCUUGUGUUUCCUGGCGGGUCACAGUGGCAGGCUGCGGGUCAGAGAUGUGGACUUUAGCUGUUUUGUGUGGGUUCUGGUGAGGAUGAGGGGUCAGCUCUGCAGCCCCAGGAGGGCGCCGACGCACAGGGCUAACAAUAAAGAAGUCUGGCUGCACUUAGAGGGGGGGCAUUUAUUAAAUCUGUCCAGGUGUUUGCUUGAGACAAAACAAAAUGACAACUUAAUUGUUCGAAUAAUUAAAAACAAAUCAAGCAGAGCGUCAAUUGAAUUUUCCAGAAUGUAUUGAUGGAUCAACAAUAGUCCUUUCCCCUGGCAUCUCCCAGCGAGUCAAAGCCAAUAUGGUCAAUUCUCCGGACGAUUCAGAAUUAUUGACCUCCUGAAGUGACAGGAGAGCCCUUUUAUUUAUCAAUCUUUGCAUCAAAAUCAACCCAAUCCUGCUGACGUUUGUAUAUUUGUAAUAUUCAUACAAAAAUGCAAUUAAAUCAAGAUAAAAAAGUUUAAUUAGAAGUUUUAUAAGCUAAAAUGUUCCACUUACACUCAGGCAUACGCGAACACUCUCGUGCACUGGUGCGCACGCGCACAGAGACGCAGGAGCUGGAGUUUGCAGAUAGAAAUCUAUAAUUAAUUGCGGAUGGUGCCGAUAUGGAAAUGGAGCGAAAUAUUCGUUCACGCGCGCUAUUGUCGAGCUGCGUCCGGAGAAAGAGCAUCGUCCGCGGGGAGAGAGGGAUGGAGGAGACGGGGGAGAGAGAGGGAGAGAGAGUAGAGGGGGGUUACAGAAUGCAGGAGGUUAAGAAAAGCAGUAGAUUGUCUAAAUCCGCUUUGCUCUUUCUCGGGUUUUUCUUUUCUUUUCGUGGAAAACAAGUAAAAAAUAAUAAAGACAAAAAAUAAAAACGCAUCUCCGCUGGAAAAAAAUGUCGCUUCUGUUUAAAUAAAAAGGCAAAACGUCCAUCUUUUCAUAAAGAAACAGUGAAAGAGUAGAAGAAAAACCUGGCUUGUGUAAAGUCCUCCGAUUAAAUCGCUAAUAAAAUCCACUCCUGCACUUUUGUUAUUUUAUUUUUGCGCCACCGCAGAAUGAGCGGCGCGUCUCGACUCUCCCAAGCCGUGUGUGAGCGGCGCCUCUCAGGGCUGGAGAGAAACCCCCCUGGAGGACAAGGAAGCAGCUGCAGCAGCGGCAGCAGCGAGAAGCCCUGGGUCCGGGUGGAAAGUGACGCUUCUGUUCAUCACCUCGACCCACCCACCCUCUUUGUCAGGGACCUCUCUAAACCCAGAAUAAACAGCCUCAGGUCGGGCUCGAGAUCUUUUGGCUUCUUAAGGAUCCAGUGGAUGUGAGCGCAGUUCAGUCAGCGAGGCUGCAGAGUAGACCUCAGCAGCAGCAGCAGCCUUAUCAUCACAUCCCAAGCCCCGGCUCACGCAGUUCAAUUCACCCCAGCUUCGAUUUUCUUCUCUUCCUUUCCACGAAGCCGAACAAGAUCUCUUGAUUUUCGAGUCUGUAAAGACUCCUUCUUGCCCCAAAAGCUUCUAAAAGGAAACCGAUUUUUUUCAGGGGGUGGGGGACAGUUUGCAUUGAAGGGAGAAUCCAGCCAAAGAUCCGGGUCACUCUGUAUGAGUGAACAACAAGAGGAGGAUUUUUGGGGUGACCCUGUAUUGACUUUCUUUUUUUCCUUUUCUUUUUUUUUUCAAUUUGGCUCCAGUGAACCCACACGGGGCCCACAGCGAUCCCAAAAGGGCAGAAAAAAGAUUUCCCAACGUGUGGGUGACUGGAGCUGUGUGGGAUUUGGGAAUGUUUACAUCCACCUUGUGCGUAAAACACUGACUUUUAGAAAACAGGGAACACACUUGUGCCAGGUUUUGUUUUAUAACUGCACCCAUGUGUUCGUAAACGUGCAUAAGACGCAAAGAGGUCCGAGUUGACACGCGUAACAGGAUUGACGUUGGGAUUUUGAUCCUCUUUUAUCCGUUUUACGCACAAUCUGAGAUUAAUGAACUGGAAAUGAAUUAUUGUAAAAAAAAUCAAAAAUCCACCUUAUUUUUAAUUAUUUUUCUAAAUGAGUGCUUAUAAAUUAUUAUGUACCGUAAAUAUAAUAGAAAACAAGCGUAAGAGACACGUUACACACAUAUUAAAAGCAUGUUUACACAUUUUAAAUAAAAAAUAAUCGCUGCCUCCAGUUUCUCUGCAGAAUAAGAAACCGGAGAUUCGUGUUUAAAUCUAGAUCUUUUUAUAAAACCAGACUUGUUGGAACAUGUGAGUAAUCCUGAGUAGAGCCUGUUUGUUCUCCAUUGUUCUACAUGUGAUUUGGCCCUCCAAGAGAAGCCGAACCAAAAAAAAGUAUAUUCCGAGCGCACAGACCUGCUCGGCCGCCAGGGCUCCGCGCGCGCGUCAUUUGCAAUGUGGAGACUGUUGAUCAACUCACUAAUUACACUUCUCCCCUCUCUCCCUCCCUCUCCGUCUCCCUUUUUGCUCCCUCCCUCUCUCUCACUCUCCUCUCUCUCCCCUCUCUCUCUCUCCUCUCUCUCUCCCCUCUCUCUCCCCUCUCUCUCCCUCUGUCUCUCUACCCAUUCCCAGAGUGCAUAUCGGGAAAUAGACACACAAAGACAUGCGCACUCAACUUAAUCAGCCAUUUUUUUAAACAGGGCUAAAACGAUAAUAAUUAGCAGAAUAAAGACAUAUCGGAUUUUCAUUUCCUUUCCUCCGUGUCCCGAACCCCCGUCCACAAGAGAAUCUGCGAGGCAGCCCGUCGACACGUCGUUUCACCGGCACCGGAACCAAAAUAAGGGAUAGCUCCUCUAAAGCGCUUGACAUUUGUGAUUUUACUCCGUUUUCGCAUUAUAAAGUUGGAGGAUUAUUGUAAUUUUCCCUGUUUUUCCACGUUUUUUGUUGUCGUCUCGUUACGCAAGCUGCUGGAUGUGACUGUUUUAUAAACCCAAGAGCAAAGAGUGGAGCGGAGGUGACGGUUUUGGAGGGGGAAGAAAGACACUCGCUCAGCUCUUCAGGUCCACGUCCCUGCUGGGCUGGAUGAGAUGAGAUCCCUAUGUAGUGGUUACUAUGGCAACUUGUGACUCUCCCCCUAUGGUGUCGUCACGGCAGCAGGAAUAUGGUGGCCAGAGGUUGGACGCUGCUGCUGAGGACAACUCGGUUGUCUCUGUGGAGACCGCUGUCCCAAACAGCAACAAUGGCAACAACAACCAGUCGUCUCCUUUUGCCACCGGAGAGCCAGAGAACGGCCAUGGAGGGCCUGUGUUGAGCCCACUUCGGGCCACUGCUACCCCCACCACUGUCAGUGCGAACAUCGAUCCUGCAUCUGAGCAGAGUCGGCGAGAAAGCUUUACUACCAGUAACAAAGGGAAAGUUACUGGGACUUUACCAGGAGGAGGAGGAGGAGCAGCUUUGGGUUCGGACUGUUCUGCCCCUGCCACAUCCCCUGUGGCACCGGCAAAGGAGAUCCCCUGCAACGAAUGUUCUAAUUCCUUCUCCAGUUUACAAAAAUAUAUGGAGCACCACUGCCCUAAUGCCCGCUUGCCUAUUGCUGGAGAUCAUGAGGAAGAUGAGGAGAUGGAAGGGAUGAUAGGGGAAGAGAGUGACGAUGAAGGAGACCAUGAGGUGGGUGCUGCAGAAUUAGGCGAUAUGAACAGUGAGAUGGAAGAGGAUAGUGAUGUGGAGAACCUGUGUGGUGAGAUCAUCUACCAGCCCGAUGGCUCUGCCUUUAUCCUGGAGGACUCCAAAGAGCAGCGUGGCAACCAGGGGGGGUUCUCGGGGGCUCUUCAAUUUAGAGGCCUGCUGUCCCCCCAGACCUUCCCGAAUGCCCAGGGCAACAGCGGUCAAAGUGGCCUGAGCCCAGGCAGGGAACGUCUCGAGCAGCCCGCUGCACCCAUGUCCUUCUACCCUCAGAUCAUCAACACCUUCCACAUCGCCUCAUCCCUUGGGAAUAAAUCCCUUGCGUCCGACCACCCCUCCUUCCCAAAUACCUCAGCUGGAGGGCUGUCGGGCGCUGGUCCUGUGUUGCACAGUUUCCGUGUCUAUGACCUCCGCCAUAAGAAUGACAGGGACUAUCUGACGGCGGAUGGUGCAGCCAAAAACUCCUGUGUGUCCAAAGAUGUCCCCAACAAUGUGGACUUGUCUAAGUUUGAGGGCUGUGUGGCUGAUGGGCGGAGGAAGCCUGUACUGAUGUGUUUCCUGUGCAAGCUGUCUUUUGGCUACAGCCGCUCGUUCGUGACACAUGCUGUCCAUGACCACCGCAUGACCCUGAAUGAGCAGGAACAGAAGCUGCUGAGCAACAAGCAUGUCUCUGCCAUCAUCCAGGGCAUCGGCAAGGACAAAGAACCUCUUAUAAGCUUUCUGGAACCAAAAAAACCCCCAAACGCUGUGCUACCCCAUUUUCCUUCACCUGCCAACUUCCUAGGGCCAGACACGGGACUCCGAGGCUUGUGGAAUUCUUUCCACUCUAGUGGGGAGAAUACAGAUUCUCUUCAGGCAAGUUUUGCCUUCCUGAAGGGCAGUGCCAGCAGCUCCUCUACUGACCAAACCCCCAGAACCCAAAACAUGCCAAAGGCUGAGACCAACCCAAACCUCGGGGGAGGGGCUGGUGCCCGCAGAUCCCCCAGCGGGAGCUCUGCUGCUGCUGCCACUGGUGGCAGCCUGGAAAGUCAGAACUCUGAUGGUGACUGCAAAGGCCACGUAAAGGACACAUGCACUUUGCAACCCAAUGGGCCGGACCUGAGCCAGUACCUGCCGAUUAAGCGGGAGCCCGGUACGAUUGGAGAGGAAAGUCCAGAACAGGAUGAGGACAAUUAUUCAAUUUGUGGAGGAGUAGAGAUGGAGGCAAAUGAGGAGGAGGAGCAGGCCUUGAACAUGGCAGUGACGGGCCUGGGGGCUGACUGCACCAGUAGCAAAGAUUUCCCUCUCUUAAACCAAAGUAUUUCCCCUCUUUCCAACAAUGUGCUUAAGUUAAAACAUGACAGUAAAGGCCCUGCCUCCUCCUCCUCCUCCUCACUGCCUGUGUCUGAGAAGAUGGAGAUGGAGAAGAGCCUCUUGUCCACUUCUCUGGCUGCUGCCAGAGAGCGGGAGAGCAGCAAUGAUUCUACAAGUGAAGGCCUGACGGGACGGGAUGGGUCCUCACUGUCCUCCAACCCACUUGACAUGUUAAUGUUGCGCAGAGACGAUGAGAGUCCUGGACCUCUACAUCACAACACAGGAAACCCCAGUACACCUGGAACUCCAGGGACACCUGGCACCCCUGGUCCAGGUGAAGGAUCCCCAGGCAGUGGGGUGGAGUGCCCCAAAUGUGACACAGUCUUGGGAUCGUCGCGGUCUCUAGGAGGGCAUAUGACAAUGAUGCAUUCCCGCAACUCCUGCAAGACACUCAAGUGUCCAAAGUGUAACUGGCACUACAAGUACCAGCAAACAUUGGAUGCUCACAUGAAGGAGAAACAUCCAGAAUCUGGUGGAUCAUGUGCGUACUGCCGCACGGGACAGCCUCACCCUCGUUUAGCUAGAGGCGAAAGCUAUACGUGUGGAUACAAGCCUUUCCGCUGUGAGGUAUGCAAUUACUCAACCACCACCAAAGGAAACCUUAGCAUCCACAUGCAGUCGGAUAAGCAUCUGAACAACGUUCAAACACUCCAGAACGGUGGCACCGAGGCACAGUUCAACCACAACCAUACCAACCCUGUUCCCAGUGCAAGCCUCGGUGGAGGCUGCAGCGCACCAUCGCCAUCCAAGCCCAAACAGAAGCCCACUUGGCGUUGCGAGGUAUGUGACUAUGAGACGAAUGUGGCACGGAACCUACGGAUCCACAUGACCAGCGAGAAGCACAUGCACAACAUGAUGCUGCUGCAGCAGAACAUGAAGCAGAUCCAGCACAGCCUCCAUCUGGGCUUGGCCCCGGCCGAGGCGGAGCUCUACCAGUACUACCUGGCUCAGAACAUGGGUCUCGCUGGAGUUAAACUGGAGAACCCAGCUGGCAACGGUGGGCCGGAUGCUCAGAUGAUGAUCAACCCUUUUCAGCUGGACCCUGCGACGGCUGCUGCUCUGGGAUCAGGCCUAGUGAACAAUGACCUAUCAGCAGAGCUGCGCCUGGCCAGCGGCCAGCUGAUGGCGGACGAUCUGUCCCUGGUUUCUUCAGGUGGAAUGGGAGGCAUGUCCUCAGCAGACCCCUCCCUCUCCUCCUUGUCGCCACCUAUCAGUGACCCCUCGCUUCGCCUGUACCAGUGUGCCGUGUGCAACUGCUACUCCACCGACAGCCUAGAGGCUCUCAAUGCCCACAUCAACGCAGAGCGCUCCCUGCCUGAGGAGGAGUGGCGCUGCGUGGUGGGUGACGUCUACCAGUGCAAGCUCUGCAACUACAACACUCAGCUGAAGGCCAACUUUCAGCUGCACUGCAAGACCGACAAGCACAUGCAGAAGCACCAGCUGGUGGCCCACAUCAAGGAGGGAGGCAAGGCCAACCAGUGGAGAUUAAAGUGUGUGGCCAUUGGCAACCCAGUGCACCUCAAAUGCAACGCCUGUGAUUACUACAGCAACAGCGUUGAUAAACUGAGACUGCACGCAACCAACCAGAGGCAUGAGUCUGCCGUCCGCCUCUACAAGCACUUGCAGAAGUUGGACAGCUCUUACAGCCAAGAUUCGUGCCUCUACCACUGCACUUUGUGUGACUACUCCACCAAAGCCCGCCUCAACCUGGUGCAGCACGCCCGCUCGGCUCGACACCAGCAGAACGAGGGGCUGAGGAAACUCCAGCUGCACCAGCAGGCCCUGGGAGGUGACGAAGAUGGACUGAGCCUCCUUAAGCUGUUUCAUGUCAAAGAGUGCCCCAUCAGCCAAGAAGAAACUGCUGAAGAUGGCGAGAGACCUCCACGAUCAUCCUCCAGAGCUGGACUCAACCUGGCUGACCGAGACUUGAGUGACAGCAAGAGAGCUGACCGAGGAGGUGUCAUGUCCAAAGAGGUAACUGGGCCAAACGCUACAGUUAAACAUUCCCUCCUGCCCGAUCGACAAAUUGAAAGUCCACCCAAAAGGCCAAAGUCUGCCGAGGGGAAAACCUCUGGCAAUGACCAGGUUCAGCAAUGUCCUUAUUGCAACUACAGCAGUAAAGAUGCCAACCGUAUGCAGCUCCAUGUGAUGUCCCAGCAUUCCAUGCAGCCAGUAAUCCGCUGUCCAUUAUGCCAGGAUGUCCUAAGCAACAAAAUUCAUUUGCAGCUGCAUCUCACACACCUUCACAGUGUGGCUCCCGACUGUGUGGAGAAGUUGAUUCUAACGGUUGUUGGACCUGAUACAGCCUCUACAAAUAGUGGAAUGCAUCCCCAGUCUGGACAGGGGAAAGCUCAGGCUUUAACCGAUUCCCCUAUGUCUCUCGCUGAUGGGUCAGGAAGUUUCCAAGGAAACCUUUUAAAGGACGAGCUGUCUAGUCAAGAGAAGAAUGAUGAUCAGCAAGACGAAGAACUCAAACCCCCAAAGGAGGCCUCAGAAGCCCCAGACUGGAAGAGAACCACUGGGCAAGGGCAUGACAGCAAAUCGCCUGAUAAUCUACAUGAUCAUCUCAGUGAGCUCCAAAAACUCCAACAGCAACAACAGCAGCUCUCUGUGUCUGAUCGUCACGUCUAUAAAUAUCGUUGCAACCACUGCAGCCUGGCCUUUAAGACGAUGCAGAAGCUUCAGAUACAUUCUCAGUACCAUGCCAUCAGAGCAGCCACCAUGUGCAGCCUUUGUCAACGCAGCUUUAGGACAUUCCUAGCCCUCCGAAAGCAUCUGGAGAAUGGACAUCCAGAGCUUACUGAGGCGGAGGUGCAGCAACUAAUCGGAAACCUGCCACUGAAUGGUGACAUCACUGAGAGUGAGGCCAGGGCCCUGGAGGAAGCGCAGGGCUUUGAACACGACUUGGACAAAGAUGAUGAAAUGGACCAAGAAGAGAGACCCAGUCCUACAGGAAGUGACAGUAGCUCUCUACUAGAUGACAUGGGUGCAGAACCCAAACGGACUUUACCAUUUAGAAAAGGACCCAACUUUACAAUGGAGAAAUUUUUGGAUCCUUCUCGACCUUAUAAGUGUACAGUUUGUAAAGAGUCCUUUACCCAGAAGAACAUCUUGCUGGUACACUAUAAUUCUGUUUCCCAUUUACAUAAACUAAAGAAGGUUCUUCAAGAGGCAUCAAGUCCUGUUCCACAGGAGACGACCAAUAGCAUUGAUAACAAACCAUUUAAAUGCAAUAUUUGUAAUGUUGCCUACAGCCAAAGCUCAACACUUGAAAUCCACAUGAGGUCAGUCCUCCACCAGACCAAAGCAAGAACAGCCAAAACUGAUGCGAGCAGCGGCAGUAUCACUGCAGGUAGUGGUCCAUCACCUACAAAAAGUCCAGGCCCAAGUGCUCAAGGAAAUGCUAUCACCUCAGACACUGCUAGAAGUGGCACACCCUCUUCGAACAAAGAAAACUAUGUAGAACCCAAAGAACCAAGCAACAGCAACACCACAAAACAAACCGCAACUACUGACCAUGUUUCAGCGCAGACAAGCAGCCACCAGUCAGCCCAGUCCGCCAGCCAGCUGCAGUUGCAACUGCAGCAUGAACUCCAGCAACAGGCUGCUUUCUUUCAGCCUCAGUUCCUCAACCCAGCUUUCUUCCCACAUUUCCCAAUGACCCCAGAAGCGCUGCUCCAAUUUCAGCAGCCGCAAUUUCUCUUCCCGUUUUAUAUACCGGGAGCAGAGUUCAAUAUUAAUCCAGAACUUGCACUACACUCAGCGGCAGCUUUUGGGAUGCCUGGGCUUACAGGAUCAUUUUUAGAGGACCUGAAACAGCAGAUGCAACAGCAGCACCAGUUACAGCAGGCUCAAGCCCAACAACAGGCUCAGCAACAACAGAAUCAAGCCUCUCAUAUACAGUCACAAAUUCAACAGAAAAACCAGCAAAUGCAGAACCACAAAUCCAAAUUAGAGCCUAACCCUGUGUCUGUUUCAGAAAUGCAGAUGUCAAUGGAGGCAGAAGACCAUUUAGAAAAACACGAAAGCAGGACAAAGAUGGAAAGUUCAGGAGAUGUUAUGAGUGAUAAUGCAAAAGACAACAAAGACACUAAAAAGUCAAAAUUCUCGGAGCCAUUGAUCCCUCCUCCGCGGAUUGUGUCAGGAGCGCGGGGUAAUGCAGCCAAAGCAUUAUUGGAGAACUUUGGAUUUGAGUUGGUCAUCCAGUACAAUGAAAACAGACAGAAAAAUCAAAAGAAGAAUAAAGAAGGAAUUGAACACGUGGAGAUGAACACUGAUAAGCUUGAGUGUGGGAUGUGUGGAAAGCUGUUCUCCAAUAUGCUAAUUCUCAAAAGCCAUCAGGAACAUGUGCACAGCCACUUUUUCCCAUAUGUAGAGCUUGAAAAGUUUGCCCAGCAGUACAGAGAGGCCUAUGAUAAACUUUAUCCAAUAAACCCUUCUUCACCUGAGACUCCUCCACCUCCACCACCACCUCCUCCUCCACCACCCCCUACCGCUCCAGCUCCUGUAUCUACUCCACAGCCCUCGACUACAUCAAUCAACAAGCCUCAAACACCAGCGCCUUCUCCAGUUUCUGUUUCCCAUCAAGCUGCACAUACACCCUCCCUUCAAACCCAGCAACCCCAGCCGCCACCCCCUCCUCCACCACCUACUGCCCCUCCUGCGCCACCCCAAGUCCAGCUCCCUGUUCCUUUAGAUCUGCCACUUUUCCCACCUUUAAUGAUGCAGUCUGUCCAGCACCCGGGCCUACCCCCUCAGUUGGCCUUGCAACUACCCACAAUGGACUCACUUUCCACAGACCUUACACAGCUCUGCCAGCAGCAGUUGGGUCUCGAUCCAAACUUCCUCCGCCAGUCUCAGUUUAAGCGUCCACGCACCCGUAUAACUGAUGAGCAACUUAAAAUUCUCCGUGCAAACUUUGAUAUCAACAAUUCUCCCAAUGAAGAGCAAAUUCAAGAGAUGUCAGAAAAGUCUGGUCUGCCCCAGAAAGUAAUAAAGCACUGGUUCCGUAACACCCUGUUCAAGGAAAGGCAGAGAAGUAAAGACUCUCCCUACAAUUUCAACAUUCCUCCCAUUACUACAUUGGAAGAUAUUAGAAUGGAGCCCCAGCUCAGUGCCCACGAGUACUAUAGAACGGACUCAGCCAUCAACAAGAGGUCCUCUAGAACAAGAUUCACUGAUUACCAAUUGAGGGUCCUUCAAGAUUUCUUUGACACUAAUGCCUAUCCAAAGGAUGAUGAGAUUGAGCAGCUCUCAACUGUACUCAACUUGCCAACACGAGUUAUUGUGGUGUGGUUCCAAAAUGCUCGCCAGAAAGCGCGUAAGAGCUAUGAGAACCAGGCAGAUUCUAAGGACAGUGAGAAAAAGGAGCUGACCAAUGAACGAUAUAUCAGAACCAGCAGCAUGCAGUACCAAUGUAAAAAGUGCAACAUCGUGUUCCCAAGAAUCUUUGACCUUAUCACUCACCAGAAAAAACUGUGCUAUAAAGAUGAAGAUGAGGAGAUAGAGGAGAACACUUGUGAGGAAUACGCAGAUAUAAUGGACCAAGUUCCAAUCAAGGGUUUCCAUGUACCUUUAGAGUUAACAAAACAAUCACAUGCAGGGACUGCCACCAGUUCGGGUUCAAGCUCCCCUGUGAUGGCCUCUCCCCGUACUACUGUGGGCAAAGCUUCCCCUAAGCCUGAUAUUGCUACUGAAACCGACCUAAAACAAGCUGAAACUGCCCCCUCGCCAGUAAUGAAGUCACUACCAGAACCUAGACCUUCUAAGGCUUGUACACCUCAACCACCUCCUCAGAAAGUUCCUCAACCACAAUUGUCCAGACCACAUUCCCAGCCUCAGGCAGCUACAGUGCCCUCAAGUCCACUUUCCCUGGCACUUUCCUCACUCACAAACAGUCUGCCCCACCAAAUGCUUCAGUACCAGUGUGAUCAAUGUAAGAUUGCAUUCCCAACUGUUGAGCUGUGGCAGGAGCACCAGCACAUGCAUUUCUUGGCUGCCCAAAACCAAUUCCUUCAUUCCCAGUUCCUUGAAAGACCCAUUGACAUGCCAUAUAUGAUAUUUGACCCCAACAACCCCCUCAUGGCAAGCCAGUUGCUAUCUGGUGGGCUCUCUCAAAUGCCCUCUCAGAGUAGCUCUAGUAUGCCAUCAGCUACAAGCUCUGGAGCAAUGAAGAGAAAACUGGAUGAGAAGGAGGAAACUUCUAAUGAUAAAGACGGUGGAAACAGCAGUGAAGAACAACACAGAGAUAAACGUUUAAGAACCACCAUCACACCAGAGCAAUUAGAGAUCCUUUAUGACAAAUAUCUUCUGGACUCUAACCCAACAAGGAAGAUGCUGGACCACAUUGCUCGAGAGGUUGGUUUGAAAAAGAGAGUUGUGCAAGUUUGGUUCCAAAACACUCGAGCCAGAGAGAGAAAGGGGCAAUUUAGGGCUAUCGGCCCCUCCCAGUCUCACAAGAAAUGCCCUUUUUGUAGAGCACUGUUCAAGGCUAAGUCUGCUCUAGAUAGCCACAUACGAUCAAGACACUGGCACGAGGCUAAACAAGCAGGCUUUAGCUUACCACCAAGCCCAAUGAUGAAUCAAGACAAUGAAAGAGGUGAAAGCCCAAAUAAGUUUAAUUUUUUUGACUACCCACAGCUACCUACUAAGACUGAGCCCAAUGAGUAUGACAUGCCUGCUGCAUCCUCAACCCCCGUCAAACCAUCUGAGGCACAAGUAAAAAACUUCUUAAGCCCUUCAUCCUUAAAAGCUGAAAACUGCGAUGAAUCUGAAGGGCCUACAAAUAAUUCAGCAGAUGUUUCAUCUUAUGAUCUCAGUAAGAUGGACUUUGAUGAAACAUCAUCAAUCAACACAGCCAUUAGCGAUGCUACAACUGGAGAUGAGUGUAAUAACAAUGAAGUUGAGAGCCUAACUGCCAAUGGAGGAGACAAGCUUGGUGACAACAAAAAAGGCUUGAUGCUAAAUUCUGAUGCUGGCAAUGAGAGGUUCCAGUUCAGCAUGGUGAGUCCUUCCCUAAGUUUCUCUGGAAAGGACUGUGACUCCUACUACAGUUCACGAGAUGACGACAUGGAUGAACUCAAUGACAGGAGUGAAUCAUCAAGCCUUGCUGAUCCCAGUUCUCCUAGUCCCUUUGGGACAGGAAACCCGUUUAACAAAUCUGGGAAAGUCAACAGUGCAGGGGAAAGACCAGGCCACAAACGUUUCAGGACCCAAAUGAGCAACCUACAACUUAAAGUCCUCAAAGCUUGUUUUAGUGACUAUCGCACUCCUACAAUGCAAGAGUGUGAGAUGCUGGGCAAUGAGAUUGGACUUCCAAAACGUGUCGUCCAGGUGUGGUUCCAGAAUGCCCGUGCUAAAGAAAAGAAAUUCAAGAUCAACAUCGGAAAGCCAUUCAUGAUAAGUCAAGGUUCACCGGAAGGACCCAGGAGUGAGUGUACACUCUGUGGUGUAAAGUACACUGCCCGGAUGUCUGUAAGAGACCACAUCUUCUCUAAGCAGCACAUCACCAAAGUGCAAGAAACUCUGGGAAACCAGGUGGACAGAGAAAAGGACUACCUAGCACCAACCACUGUUCGUCAGCUGAUGGCCCAGCAAGAGCUAGACCGAAUGAAAAAAGCCGGUGAGGGUCUCAGUCUGCCUAGCCAGCAGCAACAGACUUCAGUGGAUAACAACAGUGCACUUCAUGGCCUCAGCCUACCCUCAGGCUAUCCAGGAUUAUCUGGCCUUCCACCAGUGUUACUUCCUGGAGUAAACGGGCCAUCAUCGCUUCCUGUUUUUCCACCCAACACACCUGCUUUAGCGUCUCCCGGUGCGGGCAUGCUUGGGUUCCCUACACCAGCCACCCCCUCUCCUGCCAUGUCUCUCAGCACUACCCCAACCAAGACUCUUCUGCAGACUCCUCCUCCUCCUCCUCCACCUCCUCCUCCUCCUGUUCCCUCCACACCUUUGGCAACAGUAAACCACACAGAGCAGCAUGGCAAAAACUCAGAGAGAGACAGCAUCAAGAAACCAGGGGACAAGCAACCUCAAACGAAGGUGAAGGACAGAGAGAAUGAGAGUGGCUCACGCCCUGACACCCCCAGCAUGGCCAAAGCAAGGGAGAAACAAUGUCAGCCUCCAGGGAAACCAGGAAGUGAGACUUCCUUGGAUGCUUCUCAACUUCAGGCACUGCAGAAUGCUCUCGCUGCAAGCGAUCCCAGCUCUUUACUGGGGGGACAGUUUUUGCCCUACUUUCUCCCUGGAUUUCCCAAUUGCUUUUCUCCACAGCUCACCAGAGGGGUUCAGACAGGGGGCUAUUUUCCACCACUGUGCGGAAUGGAGAGCCUGUUUCCAUAUGGCCCAGCAGCAGUCCCACAAGCUGCCAUGGCCGCUGGUCUCUCCCCAACUGCGCUCCUGCAACAGUACCAGCAGUACCACCAAUCCCUCCAGGAUUCACUGCAGAAGCAGCAACAGCAGCAACAGAAACAGCAAGAGCAGCAGCAGAGACAACUUGAACUGAAGCAGCAACAGAGACCAACCCCCUUGAAGACAUCUCAGAGCAUCCAGAGCACUACAACUAACUCCUUCAAACCAAAAGAAGCUAAAGAAGCUAAGGAUGACAACAACCAAGGCUCUUCAACAGAAAGCACAAAAGAAGAACCGAAAACAGAAACCAAAAGUACCAUGGAUUUUCCAGAUGCUUUUAUUGUACCAUCCAUCAAGCAUGAGUUUAUAUGCAGGAAGUGCCAGAUGAUUUUUGCUGACGAAGAUUCAGUGGUACGUCAUCAGAAGUCCUUCUGUUACUUCGGACAUCCUUUUACUGACCCGCAAGAAACAGUGCUUCGAAAAGCAGUGAGCAACUACACUUGUGUUGCCUGCAAUGUGGUUGUUAAUGGGAAUGAAGCACUUGGCCAACAUCUUCAGUCGAGCUUGCACAAAGAGAAAACAAUCAAACAAGCAAUGAGAAAUGCCAAAGAGCAUACUAGAUUAUUACCUCACUCUGUUUGCUCCCCUACUCCUAACACCACAUCUACCUCGCAGUCUGCAGCUUCUUCUAAUAACACCUUUCCUCAUCUCUCUCGCUUGUCCAUGAAGUCCUGGCCAAAUGUUCUGUUCCAGGCCACCACAGCCCGGAAAGCUGCUUCCUCUUCCCCGUCUGUCUCUCCCCCUCCUCCCCUUUCCUCACCCUCAACGGUUACCUCAACUUCCUGCAGCACCUCAGGGGUUCCAACCUCACUACCCACCGAGAGUUGUUCAGAUGAGUCUGACAAUGAGCUAAGCCAGAAGCUGGAUGACUUAGAUAAUGCGUUGGAAGUCAAGGCUAAGACUGCCUCUGGCCUAGACGCGAGCUUCAAUAGUAUCAGAAUGGAUAUGUUCAGUGUGUAGGUGUGACAACAGGAUCCCUUGCUUAAAGAAAAAAGUAAGACUUUUUAAACUGCAGUUCCAAAGUUUCUCUUAACCCAAAAAAAUUACAGUACCAAAUGAUUGACUCAGGAUUGUUUUUCCCAUAUUGAUAUGCUGGCAAGAUAUUGAUUGAUUUUUGUUAUGGACAGAACUGUUGCAGAUGCUUGACUGAGCUUAUAUUGUAUACAAAAACAUGGAGUAGGAAAAAAUCUCACAGGUUCCCUUGGGGGAGCUUGUUUCAAGCCAAAAACUCUCACGAUAGCAAAUUGCACCUCAGCUGGAUUGUUUUCCAAAUGCUAGCAUGUACUGUAUGGGAUGAUGAUCCAGAACCCUCGAAGAGAAUCUCUCUUAGUUUAGAUAGGUGUAAUUCAGUAGCUUUAAAUUCUCAGGUCAGAACAUAACAUUUCUCAUUUGUUAAAGCAGCACCAAGCCUGGGUACACUUGGCUUAUAACCAAAACAUGUCAAGCUUUAUCGGACGCAUUUCCUUGAUGUGAAUAGAGUACCAAGAGACAAUUUUACUGUUACAAUGGACAAUGUGCAUACACUUUUAGUUUUGCUCUACAAAGACAGUAUGGUUUUGCCACUGAGGGAAUUUAGAAUGGUGAAGUAAAUGUGUAUGAUGCCCCUGUGUUUGCCAGUUUGUAUUACAACAAGCUCUAUCUAUUUCCCAACCCCUUAUUUUUUUUUGUAGUAUAUACUAAUCUGUGCCAACUCUUACCUUCUCACUUUAACCUCUACUCACACCCUUUUCUGAAGAGGUAAUAACUGUAGUUUUGAUAGACUCGGAUUAUGUGAAUAUAACAUUUUUCAUUUGUGAAUUGCUGUACUGUUACGGUACCUGCUUGUGUCUGAACUAUAGUGCACUUAAUUUGUUUUUAUUUGUUUUUUUUUUAUUAUUUGAGUAGGCCAUUUGUUAAUUUAAUAGAAUUUUCUGAUUGUUUGUAUGUACGUAUGUAGAUAUGUAUGUGUUUUAAUUAUUAUUUGUGUCUGUUGCAGCAGCAUAUUGGUCCACAUUUGUUACAGGAUUAAUGCCUAACAAUCCAGAGACCUAUUUAAAAAUUGGUGCAUCAAAGAAAGCAGUACUGUAUACUUGAAACUGUUAAGGUACAAGUUGGUCACAAUGUUAAGAAAGAAAAGGUAUAUUAAUUUGUUAUGCGAUGGCAAAUUAGCUGCUUUAAGAGGGGGAUAACAGCAUUUGUGAUUUAAUAUUAAAUUGAUGUUAACAUUUUUAUGUACUUGCAGGAUUUAAAACAGUGUUAAACCUAAAUGCAGCCGUUUGGUGCAUAGGUUGACAUCUUCUCAAUAAUUUUCUGGGCACUUCUGAUUUUUCCACAGUUAAAUUCAACAUUGCAGUUUUCCCACUUUUAAUGGUUUCACUGAUUUCAUUGCAGAGUAUUACCUUACAACAUUUGCUGCUACUGUGUAAUGUUAAUUUGCCUGCCAUGGAUUCCCUCAACUUUCAAACAGACGAAAUACCAAACCGUUGCUUGCUUUAGCUUUUUUUUUUUUUUUUUUUUUUUUUUUUGUCUUUUUCUUUGUGGAACUAAGAAUGUGAAAGCUUUUAAAAGGGUGUUCAAUUUUUACAAAUCACUUUCUAGUUUGGUAACCAGUGUGACUCAUUCCAAAGUAACAGAAGGCUAUUUGUAUGAAAGAAAAAGGCUUGUGAACAAAGAAAGCUGAGCUGUUGUACAUAUUCGUAGUUGGCUGUGCAUGGUACAAAUUUAUUAAUAUGAAGAAAUGCAAAAAUGUAUUGCUUUUGGUAUUUCCUAUUCUGAAAUGAGCAAGUAGCAUGUAAUGCAACUGUUUGACAGGUUAAAUCAAAUCAUGCUUCGUUAUUGUUUCAAACAAUAAAAUCAAUUGACAUUUGUUUUUGUUUUUUUUAUUGUAAAGGUGUUUUUUUUAUUUUAAGCAAUACAUCUGUUUUUAAUUUACUGUGUGAGCUUUUUAAAUGUCAUUAUUUAGAUUUUUAGUAUUUUACAUUUACUUUAUUCCUGAAGACACUUUUUGAUUGUGUUUCAUGUGAGACAUCCUGGCCUCCCAAGGUGCAAUUCUGCCAUUGUACAAAUGUAAGCGACUGUCCUGAUUCCAAAGGCUUUCACAACUCUGGCUUUUUGCCUUUUCCCACUUUGUGGCUCAGCAUUAAAAGACUGAACUGUCAGCUAGCAUCGUGUGCUAAGAUGCUAGCAGCAGACAGGACACUUCCCACACGAAGGACUGGUAAAAGCUAUGAAACCAACUAAAAGGAUGGUCCAACAAUAUAACUGUACAUAUAUAUUGCAACUGCACAGCAGCCAAAAAGAAAAAAAAAAAGAACAUUUUUUUUAAGAAAACGGAUGGAUUGUGUCAUGUUUAUCGGGACAGCCUUCAAAAGGUUGAAAUUGGAAUUGCUCUUCUGGAUGUGAAAGGGAUUUUCAUGGCGCAGUCAUAUCCUACACAAUAUGUACUCUACAACAUCUGGGUUACAUAGGAAAUGCACCCUGAGGUUUUAAUAAGAAGAAGCCCCUAUGGCUAAAACUUUAAAUAAACUAAACCAAAAAUGUUAUUGAUGUUUUAUAUAUAGAGAGUAGUCGCAUUAGUUUUUGUUACUGUACUGUUUGAGGUCUCAACUGUACCGUAUCACGGUAAUAACAUGGUUUUGAAACUUUUUUUUAAUUUUGUCACAGACCUGUUGUCAUAGUUGAAAUGACGUUUAUUGUAGAUGGUAUUUGAACAACUUCUGGAAAUAGUUCAUCAAGUAUGUUUGUUGCUCAUUGUUGUGAUACAUUAAAAACUGUAUCUGCAAACCA
Molecule: messenger RNA, 17607 nt
Organism: Nothobranchius furzeri (turquoise killifish)
Lineage: Eukaryota; Metazoa; Chordata; Actinopteri; Cyprinodontiformes; Nothobranchiidae
Source: RefSeq, a predicted model, not a curated record